AAGUUUUACAUGGUCCAGCAAGCAUUGAGUCCAUCAGUAGGGGCAUCGCUGCUGUGUCCAGCAAGCAGUGGGGCAGGGUGCUCAUGUGGGGGCUCUCUCUGGAAAGUCAGACCAACAUGACCAAAAGAAAGAUGAUUAAGGAUCAGGAAGCUGGUUUUUGGGAGAGUGGCAAAAGCACAUUUCAGGGGCUCUGUCCCCACCCCUAGCUCAGCCCCCCUUCUCUCCUCUGCUUCUCCUCUCCUCUCCAAACCAAAGUGCUUCUGCAGUUUCUGCAGGCAUAUCAGAAAACCACCUGUGAUUUAUCACACAAUCAGUGAUUUUGUCGGCUUUUUUAUUUUCAACAUAGAAGUGCAUUAUAUUGCUCUCUCCUCCUGAAAUAUAGGGGCAGCAAAUCCUCCUGCCUAGGACUGCCUGUCUUUUUAGCCUCAUAAAAAGCCUGAAAAAUGAAAGCAGGCGCAAGAUUGCCAGUUUGUUGCCUUUCUGUUCCCCUCCAUCCCUUACAACCAAGCAGUAAUCCUGAGCUGGUUUGCAGUGCCAAAGCAUGCACCUUCAGUUUAUUAAUGAGUGCUGCAGCUGAAAUGAGCUCCUUCUUGGGUACCAAAUGGAAACUGCCGUGGAGCAGUCCCUCAAAUCCCAAUGAGAGACAAGAUCUGAGCACCUGGCAAUCAGCUGCUGCUUUGAAUGAUGAUGUUAAAAGGGAGCAGCAAAUUCACUCUCUUCCCCUUCUCAACCAAAACAAGCAGCUCUCUGUUUUUCCAGGCUCCUUAUUCCUAUUAGAAAGCACCAAACCCAGCUCCCUGGCAAUGCUUGGAGCUAAGCCCUCAGCGAAGAGAUGUUUUUAUUUCACUUGUCAGGAUGCUGCUGGGUAAAUUAUUCGUGUGUCUAAUGGAAAGAGGGCUCCUGGCAAAUUGUAUCAUCAGAGAGCAGCUAAUGACAUAAAAUAAAAAAGAGCUGAGCUUUGCACAUGAAAUGCAAAAACACAGGACUGAAGGAUGGGUUUCCCUUAGUAAUUUUAAGGGGUUUAAUUAAAAAGUAAGCAAACAAACAAAUGAUGGCUGGGUGGAAAGCACAGUGUGUGAUGGUCUGGGGUUGGCAUUGGUACAGGAAGAGGGAGGCAUGGUGCAGAGCGUCCAUGUCCUGCACACCCCUCCAGUGCUCGCCUGCACCCACCUGCAUCUCAUGGCUCUGGUUUUGCUCCUGCAGCUCUGCCGCUCUCCCAGCCCAGUGAGGAGAUGCUAUCCUGAUGGACAGACAUUUUAUCUCCUUUUCCCAGAUGGAAGUGGUCAGGUUUACUACCCUUCAGGCAACAUAGCCAUCCUGAUUGCAUUCACUGAGGAAGCACAGUUCACCUAUGUCAUCUUGGAGGACAACAAGCACCCAGGGAUUCAGGCAGCCUUUGGGAGCCGUGGCCACGGGGUCAGCUUCCACUCCAAUGGACGCCCCAGGACCAUCCUGAGCCCUUGCACAGGAAUCUGCUUUGACCAAGCAGGGGAGAGGCAAAAACACUGGAACUGGCACGACCUCAGCCACCACGUCCACAGCCCUCCCUUCCAGCCUAUCACCAUGAAACUGAACAGCCACCUCACCCUUAAAAUUGUGACUCAGGAUAAAAUUCACCUAUGGUUUGUGAGCCACAACAACUGCAUCCACUUUAACUUGGGGGCCCGGCUCAAGUUGAAAGACCCAGAGACAAGUCACCUACUGAAAGGAUUAGAAAACGAAGAGGAGCACUUCCUUCAAUCCAAAAAGAUUCAGCUCAGGAGCCUGCUCUCCAAAAUAGAGUCAGUUUUGCAAUAGUUUUGGCAAUCUCAGCCUCAGUGAUAUCACUCCUUGUGUCUCAUCAUCAUCUGUCUGCCUGAAAGACUGAAAUGAAGGCAUCAAGAUGUGCAGCAAACAGUUAUCGUCAGCAUUUCAGAUCAACUCUUCCUUCAUCAAGGUGAUAACAGCCAGUCACUUUGCAAUGACAAUAAAGCUCCAUUUCCAAGCUCACAAUGCUUAUCUUCCUGUACAUCCAGUCCUUGUAACACCAAGCCGAUCUCAUUUGAAAACUUUGUCAACACCAAACAGGAAUAGUGUGAGGAAAGAAAAGCAGUUUUUGCUUGGGAAAUACCCAGUGUUGGUAUAGGCACAAAAGAGUGAAUGCCUGGCCAGCUGUUCUGCCAUUCACUGCACAUCCCAGAAGACACAAUCCAAAGGGCCAAACUUUUUUAGGAGGCUCCGAGCAUUCAGGCAGCAAAGGUCACGGAUCCAUGCCUGCACCAGUCAGACAGAAGAUGGAUUCCACAAGCAAGCAGCAUUUUUCCUUAGAUGGGUUCAUUCAAAUGACACUGUCAAAACCAGAGAGUAGAGGGAUGCUUCACACUGACAUUUCAGGGAACAAACCACAAGCCUCUGGAUGACAUGUUUUUGCAAUACAAAGGGCCAGAAAAAUACCACGUGGUAGAUAAGUCAGUGAGCAUCCAGGUAGCAAGAAGAACUAACAGCUAAAAUAAUACUUGUGCUUCCUGCCACCACCUCCAAGUUUACUCUUAGUACAGGCCAUCUAGUUAAAU
Lagopus muta (rock ptarmigan) is the source of this 2552-nucleotide messenger RNA. It is a transcript of the gene ERICH6B, whose product is annotated as glutamate rich 6B. The transcript has 4 exons. Lineage: Eukaryota; Metazoa; Chordata; Aves; Galliformes; Phasianidae. The record is from RefSeq and is a predicted model, not a curated record. Bases 1117 to 1797 code for a protein of 226 amino acids.